AUGUUCCCCUUAAUAACCCCCACAUAUUUCGGUUUUCCGCCCUUUUUUUCCCACGCCUUCGCCAAAACAGCCGCGAAAAACGGACCUCCAAAUAUCCGGUGCGAGUCCAAACCCGCCGGCGAUAGCGUCCCGACCCGUAAACAAACCCCGGAGCUAAAAUUCGAUCGAAGGGGCUUUCUUCUGCUCGGAUUCGGAUCCUCCGGAAUCUACAACACCGUCUCAACCGAAAAACCGCUGUCUCCAGAUUUCGUAAACUGCGGCGACGCCGUGAGGCCCGACGGCCGCCCCAUCGACUGCUGCCCCGACCCCGGCUCGCCUCCGUCCUCCUCCGACGUCUCCGAUUUCGUCCCUCCCACCGCCGCCGCCCCCACCCGCCGCGUCCGCUCGGCGGCCCAGACGGCCGCCGGAGCCGCCGCGCUGGCCAAGUACACGAAGGCGGUCGAGCUGAUGAAGAAGCUCCCGGCGGACGACCCCCGCAGCUUCAGGCAGCAGGCCGACGUCCACUGCGCGUACUGCGACGGCGCGUACGCCCAACGCGGCUUCCCGGACCUGCGAUUCGAGAUCCACGAGUCGUGGCUGUUCUUCCCCUUCCACCGGUGGUACCUCUACUUCUUCGAGAGGAUCUGCGCGCGGCUGCUCGACGACGACGCCUUCGCCCUGCCCUUCUGGAACUGGGACGGCCCCUCCGGCAUGGAGAUCCCGGCGCCGUUCGCCAUCCCCGGGUCGCCGCUGCACGAUCGACGCCGCGACCGGAGCCACCUCCCCCCGGCGGUGGCGGAUCUGAACUGGGACGGCUCCCCAACAGGCCUUUCCCCCGAAAAGCAGAGGUACUACAAUCUAAGCGUGAUGUACAAGCAGAUGGUCAAUAACGGUGUUACUCCCAGGCUUUUCAUGGGACAACCGUUCAAAGCCGGUGAUGACAUCAGCUUGAUAAACGGAGCCGGGUCAAUCGAGACGGCUCCUCACAACACGAUUCACGUCUGGACUGGAGACCCGAGAGAGCCCAAUGGAGAAAACAUGGGCGUGUUUUACUCCGCGGCUCGGGACCCGAUCUUCUACACGCACCACGCAAACAUAGACCGAUUAUGGACCAUAUGGGCCGACAAGUUAGGCGGGAAAGUGUUCACCGACCCAGAUUGGUUAGAAACGUCGUUCGUAUUCUACAAUGAGGACAAAAAGCCCGUUCGGGUGAAGACAAAGGAUUGCCUCGAUUUAUCGAGGCUCGGCUAUGCCUACCAAGAAAUCGAGACCCCGUGGCUCAAUGCAAAACCAAAACCCCGUCUACGUGAGGUUAGGGUUAGGUCACCUGAUGAUGUCAUUACUGACGAUCGGGAUUUCCCGAGGGAACUAAACGAGUCUCUAAACAUCGUCGUUAAACGGCGACCAUCGAGGAAAAUGAGUAGUAGCGAAAAAGAGAAUAUUAAUUAUGAAAAUGAGGAAGAGGUUUUGGUUAUAGAGAUUACCGAGUAUAAUAUCGGUCGGCACGUGAAGUUCGACGUGUACGUGAACGAGGAUGACGUGGAGUCGUGCAUGCCGGAUAGCACGGAGUUCUUGGGGAGCUUCGUGAGCGUGCCGCGCGGGGGUCACGAUGAUGAUGAUGUCGUCGUGACGUCGGCCAGAGGGGCACAAAGGUUUGGGUUGUCGAAUGUGGUGGCGGAGUUGGGUGUGGAGGAGGACGAGGUUUUGAUGGUGACGUUGGUGCCGAGGACGGGUUGCGCGGGGUUGACGGUGGGUGGGGUGAGGAUCGAGUUCGAUGCGUCCGGGAGUGGUCCGUAG
Striga asiatica is the source of this 1776-nucleotide messenger RNA. Lineage: Eukaryota; Viridiplantae; Streptophyta; Magnoliopsida; Lamiales; Orobanchaceae. The record is from the annotation of a GenBank genome assembly.